Messenger RNA from Ceratotherium simum simum (southern white rhinoceros), 1640 nucleotides. NCBI's taxonomy places the organism in Eukaryota, Metazoa, Chordata, Mammalia, Perissodactyla, Rhinocerotidae. The record is from RefSeq and is a predicted model, not a curated record.
UGCACCAUGAGUGUCUCUGUGCUGAACCCCACCAGACCCCUGGGCGGUAUCUCUGGGCUCCUGCAAGUGGCCUCCCUGCUCGCCCUGGUUCUGCUGCUGCUCAAGGCAGCCCAGCUCUACCUGCACAGGCAGUGGCUGCUCAAAGCCGUCCAGGAGUUCCUGUGCCCUCCUUCCCACUGGCUCUACGGGCACAGCCAGGAGUUACAAGAGGACUAGGACUUACAAGAGCUUCUGAAAAGGGUAGAGAAAUUCCCACAUGCCUCUCCUCACUGGCUAUGCGGAAUAAAGGUCCAAGAACUGGUCUAUGACCCUGACUACAUGAAGGUGAUCCUGGGGAGAUCAGACCCAAAGUCUCACAGUCCUUACAUAUUCCUGGCUCCUUGGUUUGGAUAUGGUUUGCUCCUGUUGAACAGGCAGACAUGCUUCCAACACCAGCCGGUGCUGACCCCAGCCUUCCACUAUGACAUCCUGAAGCCCUACGUGGGGCUCAUGGCCAACUAUGUCCGAGUAAUGCUUGACAAAUGGGAGGAGCUCACUAGACAGGACUCACAUCUGGAGAUCUUUGGACAUGUCUCCUUGAGGACCCCGGACACCAUCAUGAAGUGCGCCUUCAGCCACCAGGGCAGCAUCCAGGCAGACAGGCACUCCCAGACCUAUAUCCAGGCCGUUGGGGACCUGAACAAUCUGGUUUUUUCCUGGGAGAGGAAUGCCUUCUACCAGAAUGACAUCAUCUACAGGCUGACCCCUGAUGGCCGUUGGAAGCACGGGGCCUGCCAGCUCGCCCAUCAACACACAGACCAAGUGAUCAAGCUGAGGAAGGCUCACCUGCAGAAGGAGGGAGAGCUGGAGAAGGUCAGGAGAAAGAGGCAUUUGGACAUCCUCCUCUUUGCCAGAAUGGAGAAUGGGAGCAGCUUGUCUGAUAAGGACCUCCGUGCAGAGGUGGAUACGUUCAUGUUUGAGGGCCAUGACACCACAGCCUGCAGCAUCUCUUGGAUCCUCUAUGCUCUGGCCACACACCCCAGGCAUCAGCAGAGGUGCCUGGAGGAGAUCCAGAGCCUCCUGGAGGAUGGCGCUUCCAUCACCUGGGACCACCUGGACCAGAUGCCCUACACCACCAUGUGCAUCAAGGAGACACUGCGACUCUAUCCAUCAGUACCAGGCAUCUGCAGAGAGCUCAACAAGCCCGUCACCUUCCCUGACGGAGGCUCCUUACCCAGAGGAAUCAUGAUUGUGCUCUCCUUUUAUGCCCUUCACCACAGCCCAAAGGUGUGGCCGAACCCAGAGGUGUUUGAUCCUUCCCUGUUUGCACUGAGUUCUACUUGACACAGCCACGCUUUCCUGCCCUUCUCAGGAGGAUCAAGGAACUGCAUCGGGAAGCAGUUUGCCAUGAACGAGCUGAAGGUGGCCGUGGCCCUGACACUGCUCCGCUUUGACCUGGCGCCGGACCCCUCCAGGGUCCCUGCUCCCAUUCCAAGAAUUGUGUUGAAGUCCAAGAGUGGGAUCCACCUGCAUCUCAGGAAGCUCCUCUAACCCUUCUUGGGGACAAGAACAGGCUCUGAGGGGCCCCUGCAGGCAUCCUGUUUCCCUGUCACUCUCUCCUGUCCCCUGCCUGUCUGCCCACUUCCUGUAUCCUAUCUUCC